Messenger RNA from Knipowitschia caucasica, 414 nucleotides. Lineage: Eukaryota; Metazoa; Chordata; Actinopteri; Gobiiformes; Gobiidae. The record is from the annotation of a GenBank genome assembly.
AUGAUAGCUGCUUUUAAAAGCUGUUAUUUUGAUUGGCUCUCUCCUGAACUCUCCACACAGGAGCAUAAACACACAUUCUCACUCCCCUCUCCCUCACCUCCCCUCUCUCUCUCUCCCCUCCCUCCCCUCCCUUUUCUCCCUCUCCCUCACCUCCCCUCUCCCUCCCCUCUCCCUCACCUCCCCUCUCCCUCCCCUCUCUCUCCCUCCCCUCUCCCUCACCUCCCCUCUCCCUCCCCUCUCUCUCCCUCCCCUCUCUCUCCCUCCCCUCUCCCUCACCUCCCCUCUCCCUCCCCUCUCUCUCCCUCACCUCCCCUCUCUCCCCUCCCUCCCCUCCCUUUUCUCCCUUCCCUCCCCUCCCUUCACUCUCUUUUAGCCCAGACACAGGAGCGCACGCCGCGGCCCCUUGGAGGAUGA